AUGCGUUUCUCUGCUGUCACCGUCUCUGCCCUUGCCAUGGCUCUCACCGUCGCCGCUGCUCCCGGCAACACUGCCAAGGAGGCCCUCGCCAAGAGAACCGACGAUCUUACCGUCGCCGAUGCUCAGAACAUCUGCGGCAAGGAUCUCAGCGUCAACUGCUGCAACCAGGUCGAUGCCAGCACCAACAACAAUGACAACUCUGGAUCUGGUAUCCUGUCUGGUAUCCUGGGCGGUGUCCUUGGCAACGGUGGCCUGAAGCUCACUGAUGGAUGCUCCUCCAUCGGAGUUGGCAUUGCCAACGACCUCCUGAACAGCCAGUGCAAGCAGAGCGUCGCCUGCUGCAAGACCGACGGCAACACUGCUUCCGGUCUCGUUGCUGUUCAGCUCCCUUGCAUCCCCAUCUCUGGUCUUUUGUAA
This is a messenger RNA of Colletotrichum chrysophilum, 417 nucleotides long. RefSeq lists its product as uncharacterized. Gene Ontology annotation, cellular component: fungal-type cell wall. The transcript has 3 exons. NCBI's taxonomy places the organism in Eukaryota, Fungi, Ascomycota, Sordariomycetes, Glomerellales, Glomerellaceae. Bases 1 to 417 code for a protein of 138 amino acids. Gene Ontology annotation, molecular function: structural constituent of cell wall. The record is from RefSeq and is a predicted model, not a curated record.